AUGGGUGUCCUUGAGAAGCUGAGCCGCAAGUCCGGCGUCAUCGUCGGUGACGACGUUCUCCGUCUCUUCGAGUACGCUCAGGAGAAGCAGUUUGCCAUCCCCGCCAUCAACGUCACCUCCUCCUCCACCGUCGUCGCUGCCCUUGAGGCCGCUCGCGACCAGAAGUGCCCCAUCGCCCUGCAGGUUUCCCAGGGUGGUGCCGCUUUCUUCGCUGGCAAGGGUGUCAGCAACGAUGGCCAGAAGGCCUCCAUUGCCGGCGCCAUCGCCGCUGCUCACUACAUCCGCGCCAUUGCCCCCACUUACGGCAUCCCCGUGGUCCUCCACACCGACCACUGCGCCAAGAAGCUCCUGCCCUGGCUCGAUGGCAUGCUCGAUGAGGACGAGCGCUACUUCAAGCUCCACGGCGAGCCCCUCUUCUCCAGCCACAUGAUCGAUCUGUCGGAGGAGCCCGUGGACUACAACAUCUCCACCACCGCCGCCUACUUGAAGCGCGCCGCCCCCAUGAAGCAGUGGCUCGAGAUGGAGAUCGGUAUCACCGGUGGUGAGGAGGACGGCGUCAACAACGAGGACGUUGACAACAACUCCCUGUACACCCAGCCCGAGGACAUCCUGGCCAUCCACAACGCUCUGGCCCCCAUCUCCCCCUACUUCUCCAUUGCCGCUGGCUUCGGCAACGUGCACGGUGUGUACAAGCCCGGCAAUGUCCGCCUGCACCCUGAGCUGCUCUCCAAGCACCAAGCCUACGUCAAGGAGAAGACCGGCUCGUCCAAGGACAAGCCCGUCUUCUUUGUCUUCCACGGUGGCUCCGGCUCCUCCAAGGAGGAGUACAAGGAGGCCAUUAGCUACGGUGUCGUCAAGGUCAACGUCGACACUGACAUGCAGUACGCCUACCUGGCCGGUGUUCGUGACUACGUCCUUGGCAAGAAGGAUUACCUCAUGACCAUGGUCGGCAACCCCGACGGCGAGGACAAGCCCAACAAGAAGUACUUCGACCCCCGCGUGUGGGUCCGUGAGGGUGAGAAGACCAUGAGCAAGCGCACCCAGGUUGCGCUUGAGGACUUCAACACCUCCAACAACCUGUAA
Penicillium canariense is the source of this 1083-nucleotide messenger RNA. RefSeq names its product fructose-bisphosphate aldolase FBA1. Gene Ontology annotation, cellular component: cytosol. The transcript is spliced from 3 exons. The coding region runs from base 1 to 1083 and encodes 360 amino acids. Lineage: Eukaryota; Fungi; Ascomycota; Eurotiomycetes; Eurotiales; Aspergillaceae. Gene Ontology annotation, molecular function: fructose-bisphosphate aldolase activity; zinc ion binding. Gene Ontology annotation, biological process: glycolytic process; gluconeogenesis. The record is from RefSeq and is a predicted model, not a curated record.